AUGGAGGGAGAGCCGAUGCCUGAUGCCCUGAUCUCCCCGACCCUGCAACUGCAGACCAACGUCUCCGAAUCCCCCGCGCCAUCCUUGUCACCCUCGUCUAAACUAGAUGAAGGGUACUCGGACGAUACCCGAAGCCAGGCGGAUAAAGAUCUAGGUUCGGACAAUGGUAUGGCACUUCCAAACUGGGUGCUUGCCUUGAGCGAAGCCGGUAGAGCUGAGCUCGCGUAUAGUCUUCUUCGAUCUCUCCGAACCUCAAGCAUCGUCGCAGUGGUGGACCGAUUGAACCCCCGUCUCCACAUGGAUCCCGUCGUCAAGCUGCCGCCCGAAAUCACGUUCGAAAUCUUCUCCUACCUUGAACCUCGAACUCUCCUAGAUGCGACACUGGCAUCUCGUUCAUGGCGUGAUCGAAUCCUGGACUCAGGCCUAUGGAGGUUCCUAUAUGCCAAUGAGGGCUGGCGAACGAAUUUACCGGCGAUUCGUGCAUUCGAGGAGGAACAGUUUGAGCCAGUCUCGCCCCAAACGCGAAAAUCCCGUCUGCGACAACCGGAACCGGACCUUGGCGAGCCUCGACAGAAAAAGCGUGUACCCCCUACAUGGCUUGACUCACGGAGCGGCAAACGUCAGCAUUCCACUGUAUUUGGUGGCCCUGUGCCUGAACCCGACGACGAAGGGGAUCAUCAUAUGACCGAUGAAAAUGAUCGCACUCCAGAUUCAUUCGAUGACUCUGACUUAUCCAUGCCGAAUUCCCUUUCGGUGCCCUCAUCACCUCUCUGCCCACCUUUACAAUCUUCUCUUCUCCUGCGAUACCCGAACGGCAACGCUCAAAUAAACUGGACUCACCUAUACAAACAGCGGCGGCGCCUCGAAGCAAAUUGGCACCAAGGCCGAUACACCAAUUUCCAACUGCCGGACCCUUCCUACCCAGACGAGGCCCACAGCGAGUGUGUAUACGCUAUUCAGUUUGAAGGUAACUGGCUGGUCAGCGGAAGUCGGGAUAAGACCGUGCGAGUCUGGAACCUCACGACCAGACGAUUGCGGCAUGCUCCGCUGGAGGGACAUGCGAAGUCCGUCCUGUGUCUCCAAUUCGACCCUAGUCCCAAGGAAGAUAUCAUCAUCUCCGGCAGCAGCGACAAGACUGUCAUUAUCUGGAAGUUUUCUACCGGCGAGAUGAUUCACCAAAUUGAGAAGGCACAUGCUGAUUCAGUGCUGAAUCUCAAAUUCGACAAACGCUUCCUUGUUACCUGCUCAAAAGACCGCAGUGUGAAGGUUUGGAACCGCCGGGAUCUGCUGCCCAACAGCGACGACUAUCCACAGAUGUCCCGAGGAACUGGAGCGACCUAUCCAUCAUACAUCAUUGAUCUCAAGGAAGUCUCACCAAGCAUGAUCGAAGCUGGCAUUGCCAAUGACCAGAUUAAAGCUCUGAAGCCCUACUCGUUGUUGAUGACUGUCCAAGGACAUGCUGCAGCCGUGAACGCCAUGCAGAUACACGGCGAUGACAUUGUGACUGCAUCUGGAGAUCGCAUGAUCAAGGUCUGGAAUAUUCGCACUGGCGCUUGCACAAAGACUCUGAUGGGCCACGAGAAGGGGAUUGCCUGCGUUGAGUUUGACAGCCGCAGAAUCAUCAGCGGCAGCAACGACAACACGGUUCGCGUAUAUGAUCACGCCUCCGGUGCCGAGGUGGCUUGCCUUCGGGCGCACAGUAACCUUGUCCGUACUCUUCAAGCAGGAUUUGGCGAUCCACCCGGUGCCGAUGAAAUCCUUCGCCAAGAAGCACAGGCCGUGGAAAAUGAAUUCUUUGCCGCCCAGGAAUCUGGUCAGGGGGUGGAUCUAGGCCGCCGGGAGCAACGACGACGACAUGGCUAUCGAGGCAAUACCAAUGGAUCACGGGAUCCUCGCGACAUCACUGCUUUGGGGGCCAAGAUCCCCCCUGGCGGUGGGGGCAGCAACUGGGCUCGCAUCGUGUCCGGAUCUUACGAUGAGACCAUCGUUAUCUGGCACAAAGACGGCGAUGGCAAAUGGACACAAGCCCAUCAACUGAGACAACACGAAGCCGUGACCAAUGCCGCCUGCGACAAUCUCAGUCAAGUGGCCCGCACCACUGUCGCCGCUCAAGCUCAGCAAUUGCAAGCUCAGCAAUUACAAGCCACCCAACAAAGCAUCCAAAUUAUGAUGGCCAAUGCCCAUGGCCCCAAUGCCCAUGGCCCCAAUGCCCAUGGUCCCAAUGCGACCCCCGCUCAAGCUGGACCCGCCAACCACCACAACCAGGCUCAAGCAACCCCUGUACUCGCCAACGCGACAUUACCCAAUCCCCUUCCAGCCCACCACCAUCAUCACCACGUCCACCCACGCAGACCCGCAGUUGUCCCCCAUUCAACCGCGAGGGUCUUCAAGCUCCAGUUCGACGCCAGGAAAAUCAUCUGUGCCAGUGUGGACCCCCGCAUUGUGGGAUGGGACUUUGCCAACGAGGAUGAGGAAAUCAUCGAGGCAUGCCCGUUCUUCCAGGGACUAUGA
Molecule: messenger RNA, 2511 nt
Organism: Penicillium olsonii
Lineage: Eukaryota; Fungi; Ascomycota; Eurotiomycetes; Eurotiales; Aspergillaceae
Source: the annotation of a GenBank genome assembly